Papilio machaon (common yellow swallowtail) is the source of this 849-nucleotide messenger RNA. RefSeq names its product histidine-rich glycoprotein. Lineage: Eukaryota; Metazoa; Arthropoda; Insecta; Lepidoptera; Papilionidae. The record is from RefSeq and is a predicted model, not a curated record. The coding region runs from base 49 to 789 and encodes 246 amino acids. The transcript has a single exon.
GGUGGCAAGCAUCAGUCAACAAAUCGAUUUCCUCGAUAUCGUUAGAUCAUGAGGAUAUUCAUCUUAGGUUGUGUUGCCUUAGCGGCGCUGGCAUGCGUUAGCUGCCGGGAGCUGCCGCGUGAGAAGCGGGAUGCCGACUCGGAGGUAGCUGCCAGCGGCCACGGGGGGAAAUGGGACAAGGGAGGCGGUCAUGAACACCACGCCCAUCAUCACCACGACCAUGGGGAGAAGGGCCACAAGGGUUACAAGGGACAUCACCACCACGAGCACGGCAAGAAGGGUCAUCAUCAUCAUGAAGGUCACAAAGGUCACCACGACGAACAUGGCGGACAUAAGAAGCACCAUCAUCACGAUGACGGGCACCAUCAUGAACAUCACCACGGCGAGAAGGGACACAAGGGUCACGGUCAUCACGAGGAGGGACACUACCACAAGGGACACUCAACCAAAGGACAUCACGGAGUCCAUAAACACGACGAGUUCAAAAAAGAGAAACAUUUCCAUGACCACCAUCACGACGGAGGACAUCAUGAACACCAUGGCGGCCAUCAUGAGGAGCACGGACACAAGAAGGGCGGCGAAUUCCACAAGGGCCACAAGCACGGCGGACAUCAUCACCAUGAACACGGCAAAAAGGGGCAUCAUGACAAGGGAGGUCAUCACCACGACCAUAAGGGACACCAUGAGGAAGGUGGCCAUCACGAGCAUCAUCAUCAUCAUCAUGAUCAUGGAAAGAAGGGCGGCCAUGAAGAUCACAAGCACUGGGGUUUCAAGAAGGGACACAAAUAAGUGUUACCCCAUAAAUCCCUCCGAAUACUGACUAGGACUAAUUAAUUAGAAUUAAGUUUU